Medioppia subpectinata is the source of this 6141-nucleotide messenger RNA. NCBI's taxonomy places the organism in Eukaryota, Metazoa, Arthropoda, Arachnida, Sarcoptiformes, Oppiidae. The record is from the annotation of a GenBank genome assembly.
AUGAAGUACAAUAUAGUUAUAAAGGAUUGUCGACCGAAUCUACCGAUCAAUGCCAAAAAGUCGUACAGAUUUGGCCAGAUUUCGGACAAUUGGAGAGAUAUUUACGCCUUUUUCAUCAAGAAGUUUGGGAACCAAGACUUUGUCAUAUGUCUCAACAACGACAACAAUACGCCCAUCGAUGACCUCAACUACAGUGAAGUGGUCACCGAUGGUAUGGAAUUCAUUAUCAAAGGAGCCCCUGCUGCCGCGCCCGGCAUUAUCAACCACGAGGUGAAUUUCACGCCACAUUAUCACACGCUUACACAGUCGGGAAUGUAUGAGUACUACUCCUCCCGAGGCAUCGAUUCGGUGGUGAUAGCGAUGGCAGAGCUCAUCGACAACUCGCUGUCGGCCCUCAUCGACAACUCGCUGUCGGCCGUGAAGGACAACAAAGGCCUUCGACUCAUUGAGAUCCGUCACUACGACAACGGCUCGGACUCUAUGGUCGUUAUUAUCGACAACGGGUGCGGAAUGAGUCGACACGACCUCACGAAUUGGGCUAAAUUCAAGUUCUCUAAGUUUGUUCGUCAAAGUGAGUCCACAGACGCCGAGGCUAUGAACACAUCGCUUGAUUCGGGUGUCUUCUCGUCGGCGGAUCUGCCCCUAAGUCAACACCAAAGUCCAUACAAAGGUCUGCCGGCGGACAAACAGAAGCCCCGGUUUCUGGACAGCGAUAUAAACUUCUUCGGCGCGGGAGGCAAACAGGCCAUCUUCAACAUAGGACAGGCCACUACUAUGAUUUCGAAGACUGCGUCCAGCAAUUCCAUCUGCGAACUGACGCUCUCUGUGUCCCGAUUUGAUGAGAAGUCAAAGACCAAUCCCGACGCCGUAUUUAAGGAACAGUUGUCUGAGAGGCCAAAAGGCUUGACAAGACCUCUGCCAGAGAACUCGAAAACCUCCGAUUACAUCGAAAAUUCCAUCAUUAAAGAGAUCGAAAACGAGUGGAACAGUUUCACCAUUUGUUGCAUUAAAGAAGUCUUUGAUAAACACUCGAAACAAUUUAAGAAAAAUAAAGAGCACAACAAUUAUUGGAUGAAAGGUUUGGCCCGAAUCUAUCACUACUACCUUCACGGCCCGAAAGGCAAUACUGGGGUCAAAGAGUCGGUUCCCAACGAUUGGAAACGCAUUGAUAUUAUGAUUAAGGGAUUUUCGGUGCACAAAACGGGAGACACAGUGCAGACGCAUCUCAUGCACAACACACAGUUGAAGAGCAUUGACGACGACUUUGAGUCACAAUUAGUUCGUUCGGCGAAAGACACGUUUGAGUUCGAAGUCGAACACUACGACAAGAAGGAUGCCAUCAUUGAGGGUAUCAUUCGUUACCAUCCCUACCAACACGACAAGGAAACGCUUCCAGUGCUCGACAUUAAUGAUGACUUGGGCGGCACCGCUUCCAUUGUCACAUCUGAUCUGUGCGAUGAAGACAUUGAUGGUUACGGUCAGAAACCGCGUGGUAAAUGGCGUGAAGUGUUUGAGUGCUUCUGGCACGGGAGGCUCAUUCCUCAGGACGGCAUCGACUUUGAGUGGAAUAAAUUCAAUCCAAAGUCAAGUCAUGUCGACAAAGAUAUGGAAGAAUCGUAUUACCGCCUGUCGGGCGCUCUGUUCACGAACUCUCACUAUCAGGUCUCGCAAAACAAGCAAAGUUUUAUGGAUUUGAGUCAAUUGAUGUCAAAAAAAGACUGCCUCACCUUCUUUAAGGUCGAGAAUGGACGUCGAGUUCGCGGCACUUUCGAGACACUCUUUAUGUCUUGGCUUAAGAAUUGUCACCUUAAGUAUGAUAAACAGGUCCAGUAUUUUGAUUAUCAAUAUGAUAUUCCACGCACUGAAGUGUCGACACUUAGAAAGUCGACUACAGGCGCGACAUUCUCUGUAUUUCAUCGGAUCGUAUGGAAGGACAAGGAGUGGAAAAAGAGCGACCAAAUUCUGACCAGAAAGACAAAGCCGGCCAAUAUUGUGGGAGUCAUCACCAAAUUCCUGGUUCCCGUCAAAUGCAGCGGCGAUUAUAUCGGAAGUCCGGGUUUUGUCGAAAUCUAUCAAAUCCCAGACCUGAUCUAUGGCAAGGAAUCGGACGCAUCCAAAAUAAUUAGCUUUAAACAAAUCAACGCCGACACCACGCCUGAAGAGAUAACGACCGAAUAUAACAAACUUUUUCAUCGAUUGCCGCACAAAAUGGAAAUCGGUUUUCCCAACGACUUUGCCGUACAUCCGGGCGAUGCUAUCGUCGCCGGAAGACCUAUCGGUGACAUUCAGAUCAAACUCAUUAACGCUAACGGAGAUUAUCUGACGACCGAUCGGAUACCACAAAAGGCAACGACCAAGAAGUUGCAAAUUCAGGCCGAUAUACUCAGAAUUGAGGGAACGGAAACAUCGGUGGAGUUAUCGUACCCCGAAUUCGCAGAAUUCACCAAGAACUGGCACUAUUGGUUCACUCAAAGCGAUGGUCUCCAAAAGACGGGUAAAUUUCGAUUAGUGUUUGCGUGUGUAAGCGAUGCUAAAAAGGAGAACGUGCAUGGCAAGUUUGCCAAUGGUGAAUCGUAUCCUUAUGAUGAAAGCAUUGAGUUCACAGUCAUCGCCGGCCCACCCAUUGAUUUCAAAGUGAACGAAACUGCUAUUAAGACAAUGAUUGGAAAGCCAUUUGAUUUGUCGCUCACACUAUACGACAAGUGUGACAAUGUGGUCACUCCUCACAUCAAUGCCCACAUUCCUAUUCUUAGUAUUCGUGGAUUUGUAGUGAAAUUUGAGAAACUUGUGGUAGCCGAUGAUGAGCUUGUCAUUAAAAAUAUUGUCAUUUCGGGAAAACUUACACAAAACCAAAAGAAACCUAUUUUGGACAUAAGUUUGCCAUCAUUUGAUCUGCCCGUCAAAAUAGAGGUUGAUUUGGAAUAUGGAAAUCCAUCCGAAAUAUGUUUGCUCUCCGACGGGAAUAUUGCGGUCAUUAAUGGAACGACACUUGAAUUGGGAGUUGUAUUGAAGGACUCGGGAGGAAAUGACGUGACUUUUGUAAAACAUUGUGUCGUUUACGCCAAAGUGUUUGAAAAGAAAGAGAGCACUAAAACUGGAGUCACUUCUGAGUUCACAUUAAUACCCAAACCAGACGAAGAGCCCAAUUGUUUGGCAAUCAAUCAUAAAAUUGAAAUCAAAGCGGGGACCGUUGACUUCAGUUUAAGACAAUUUGUACUUCGGUUUUAUCUCAAAUCCAAUCCAAACGUAUUUCUCGAGAAGGAUAUUGUGUUUAAGAAGAACUCCAAACCGACGUUUAUUCGCCUGUAUUUCACCAAUAGGUUGGAAGAGGGGUCCNAAUGUAUAGAUGGUCUCCAAAAGACCGGCAAAUUUCGAUUAGUGUUUGCGUGUGUAAGCGAUGCUAAAAAGGAGACCGUGCAUGGCAAGUUUGCCAAUGGUGACUCAUAUCCUAAGGAUGAAAGCAUCGAGUUCACUGUCAUCGCCGGCCCACCCAUUGAUUUCAAAGUGAACGAAACUACUGUUAAGACAAUGAUUGGAAAGCCUUUUGAUUUGUCGCUCACACUAUACGACAAGUGUGACAAUGUGGUCACUCCUCACAUCAAUGCCCACAUUCCUAUUCUUAGCAUUCGUGGAUUUGUAGUGAAAUUUGAGAAACUGGUGGUAGCCGAUGAUGAGCUUGUCAUUAAAAAUAUUGUCAUUUCGGGAAAACUUACACAAAACCAAAAGAAACCUAUUUUGGACAUAAGUUUGCCAUCAUUUGAACUGCCCGUCCAAAUAGAGAUUGAUUUGCAAUUUGGAAAUCCAUCGGAAAUAUGUUUGCUCUCCGACGGGAAUAUUGCGGUAAUAAAUGGAACGACACUUGAAUUGGGAGUUGUAUUGAAGGACUCGGGAGGAAAUGACGUGACUUUUGUGAAACAUUGUGUCGUUUACGCCAAAGUGUUUGAAAAGAAAGAGAGCACUAAAACUGCAGUCACUUCUGAGUUCACAUUAAUUCCCAAACCAGACGAAGAGCCCAAUUGUUUGGCAAUCAAUCAUAAAAUUGAAAUCAAAGCGGGAACCGUUGACUUCAGUUUAAGACAAUUUGUACUUCGGUUUUAUCUCAAAUCCAAUCCAAACGUAUUUCUCGAGAAGGAUAUUGUGUUUAAGAAGAACUCCAAACCGACGUUUAUUCGCCUGUAUUUCACCAAUAGGUUGGAAGAGGGGUCCGAAGCCAUUGAGAUUCCGGUCGAGAGUUUGAGACAAUUUCCGGCCGGUUCUACACUAUCUGGCGUUCACUUCAAAGCGUUUGGAUGCGAUGAAAGUGAAAUCGAUUUGCAUGACUACGAACACCAAACACUCAGUAUAUCACUGGAAGAGAAGCCGGCGGUCAUCAGACCCGAUGGAAUGCUUCCCAACAUUUGGGUCCAUACGGACGCCUCCGAGAAGAGGGUCUAUAAGUUGACGUGGAAACAGGCGAAGAAAGACAUUGACAUCGAGUUCUUCUUCCUAUUGCAACCGUACGCCGAUUCACCGCAACGAAUGGAAAUCAAGGCCGACAGCCAUCCAAAGGUGUUUCCAAUCGGACAAACCGUUUCCAAUGCGCUGCACAUCAAAGUUCUGGACGCCUAUAAUAAUCCGAUUCGAUCUAAAGAUAUUAUGGAUCGACUCGUUAUUAAACCCGUUUCUCAGCUCAUAGUUCUCGAUGAAAGAUGUCUGAAAAAGGCUUUCGCCAGAACCGACAAUACGAGCGCAGAGGGGCAUCAGAUUGAGCCCAGAGUUUCGUUCGUUAUCUCCAAUAUAAGACUAUUGCCGAACACAACGAUUACAUCUAACGAAUCACGUAUUGGUGCUCAUAAACUGUCGUUUGCCAUCAGACAUAUAGAUGAUAUGAUUCAAGAGCUCGACAUUGAUGUAGUGAACGGAACGCCGCAUUCACUCGUAUGGGUCGAGUCACGAGAUAACAGGAGUUGUUUGUCUCUAACAAAUAAUAAACGCUUUCGAUUCGAAGUACAAGUUUUGGAUGAGUUUAAGAAUCCAGUGGUGAACACAAAACUGGAGAUUAAGUUGACGUUAGUGUCGAGUAUUAAUCAAAUGGAAUUCACAGCGGAGACCGAUUCGGACGGUGUGGCCGUGUUUUCUCGUGUAUUGAAUUACAAACCCGACGCUGUUGUACAACAAUGUCAACCACCGGCAGGAGUGGCGCCCAUUCCCUCGGCAUCCCAUUCGCAGUGCUUUGGAUUUACGCGUGCCUUCGCCACCGCUAAACACAUCCGAAAGGCUCUGCGUUCUGAAGACCAAUGGAUUCACGUUAGCAGUGAUAAUAAGAAUACCACAAAAAGUCCGCACAAACACGGAGACGAGUAUUACGAUAAGACUCAGAACAAAAUUUUAAAGAGUUUGCGAGAUUUGGGAGAAAACUUGACCGGUUUGGACGAUGAAAUCAAUAUUGACCAGAGAUUAGAUGUCUGUAAGAAGUCAUUAACUGCAUUGAGAGCACGAGAUGCGAGUCGAACGGUCCGUGGAGUCGAUGUGCCGAAGGCUCCCAAUAGAAACGGAGUGAUCGGACGGAUCGCACACUUGGCGUACGUCGACGACAAUGAUUUGGCCAAAAGUAUUUCGUGGUUUCUCCGCGAUUUCAUGUCUUGUAUCGUCACUAAGACUACAGAAUCGGCGCAAAGACUUUGCAACACUUCGGUUGAAGUUCAACAGACGCUUUCAUUGGAUUGUAUUCAAAAACCAUUGACAGUACUUCCAGCGUAUUUAAAAGCAGCUAAAGAUUAUCUCAAAUAUAACGAAAAGUCUGAUAAUUUGAAUAAAGUAUUUGAUGCCCUUUUGGGAGACACUAUAAUCAUGGAAGACUUUGAGAAAGCAAAGAUAUAUAGACAUCAAGUCAUCCUUAGAAGCGCGAGGUGUCCGACAAUCAUAACUAAAACUGGAAUCCUAUACGAGUCGGGAAUCAUUGAUAGGCAGACAACUGCGGGCGAUAUCGUUAUGUUUCAGUCGCCACCGGAUCCAGAGUUGAUAAAAACUGGGAAAAUCGUACGACUUUUGCAACGAUUAGUCGCUAAUCUCCACAGGAAUUUUGAAGGGUCCAUGGCUUCAGAAGAGUCGGGUUCUGAGACAGACUCCGGUCCGCCGGCGCCCAAAAGGCAAAGGACUUAA